AUGGUUGGUAGUCUAUUGCAACUCCAAGAGCUAUGUAUAAAGGACUGCGGGCAUAUGGAGGAGGUCAUUGUUGUAAAAGCAGAAGAAGAAUCUGAUGACAAGAUGAAUGAGAUACUUGUGUUACCUCGUCUAAACUCCUUAACACUUAAAAGCCUUCCACGUCUUAAGGGGUUUAGCAUGGGAAAGGAGGAUUUUUCAUUACCCUUAUUAGAUUCUUUGGCAAUCAGCUACCGCCCAGCAAUGACGACUUUCACCAAGGGAAAUUCCACUACUCCACAGCUAAAAGAAAUAGAAAUAAAUUACAACUCGUUUUAUGCAGGGGAAGACAUCAACUCCUUUAUAAAGAUGAACAAGAGGAAUUCAGAAAAGAGAAAGACUGAUUAA
Lactuca virosa is the source of this 384-nucleotide messenger RNA. The record is from the annotation of a GenBank genome assembly. Lineage: Eukaryota; Viridiplantae; Streptophyta; Magnoliopsida; Asterales; Asteraceae.